CUGGGCGAGAAGAUUCAGCCGGAAAGGAAUCAGGAAGCGGUCACCACAGAGGACCACAGUGGACGGGCGUUUUGGCCGGAGCGAGGAAGCGGCUUGAGAACGGGGGGCGAGAUCGAUAGAGAACGAGAGAGGUGUUGUGUCGCGUGGUGUUGCGUUGCGUCGUGUGGCGUCACAUCGGCUGCAGGCAGCUGCGACCUCAUCUGGUCCGCUCCCCCCCUGACCCUUCCCCUCCCUGUAUAUCCCUACACACCCUUAAAACACUCUCACGGUGGGAUUGUACCUGUUUCUCUUGGAGUGUCUCUCUCAUAGUAUACCUCUGCUGACACUGGCAGCCCAGUUUACAGCCCUCUGGGACCGUGGUCUUCUUUUGCCCGAAAGGAAUCGCCCUCGUUUAGAGAUUUCUGCAGUUUUAUUCAUUCUUGCAAUUUUUGCUGUUUUCUUUUUUGUUUCUGUUCCUGGGAGAGUUAUUGGCUGAAGUGCCCAGUGUUUUUUUUCCCUUUGGUUUGAUUUUCUUUUUUUAAAAUUGCCUUUUGUUUGAGUUGUGUUUUUUGACCCUUCUCCCACCCCAUCCCUUUCCUAAUUGAGGCAGCUAUCCCCACUCUCUACCUUAUCCUGGGAGUUCUCUCUCUCUUUCUCUCUGUUACACACGCUGAUAACAGACAGGUUUGCAGCCGCACACACGCACACAAAGAGUAACAAACGCACACACACACACACACACACAAUCACUGGAUGCAAACAGGACUCUCGGAUCCACACAGAACCCACCUGCUCCGCUCAACAGGACAGGACUUUCAGCUCUUGGAGGACAAGAGGAAUAUGACUGCUGAGACUCUCAAUUUCGGCCCAGAAUGGCUCCGUGCACUAUCCAGCGGGGGCAGUGUGACUUCCCCCCCACCCUCCCCCGCCAUGCCAAAGUACAAACUGGCCGACUAUCGGUACGGCCGCGAGGAGAUGCUAGCACUUUAUAUCAAAGACAACAAGGUUCCUGAGGACAUGCAGGAUAAGGAGUUUGCUGCUAUUCUGCAGGAGGAGCCUCUGCAGCCUCUGGCUUUAGUGCCUCUGACUGAGGAGGAGCAGGUUCCUGAGGACAUGCAGGAUAAGGAGUUUGCUGCUAUUCUGCAGGAGGAGCCUCUGCAGCCUCUGGCUUUAGUGCCUCUGACUGAGGAGGAGCAGGUUCCUGAGGACAUGCAGGAUAAGGAGUUUGCUGCUAUUCUGCAGGAGGAGCCUCUGCAGCCUCUGGCUUUAGUGCCUCUGACUGAGGAGGAGCAGGUUCCUGAGGACAUGCAGGAUAAGGAGUUUGCUGCUAUUCUGCAGGAGGAGCCUCUGCAGCCUCUGGCUUUAGUGCCUCUGACUGAGGAGGAGCAGGACAUGCAGGAUAAGGAGUUUGCUGCUAUUCUGCAGGAGGAGCCUCUGCAGCCUCUGGCUUUAGUGCCUCUGACUGAGGAGGAGCAGACACUCAAUGGCGGUCCUCGUUCGGCGGGCUGGCGGGAGCACCCUGGCGAUGCCCGGCGCAGGAAAUACGACUUCAAUUUCCCGGAGGCUGGCGAGGGUGGGCGUCGGAGGGCGGGCAGCGAAGGCCUGGACGAUGACCGUGACAACCUGCCCGAGUGGUGCACCGACGAAGAGGAUGGCGAAAUGGGCACCUUCGACUCCUCCGGCGCCUUCAUGCCCUUGAAGAAGGGCUCUAAAGACCCCAUUCAUGAGGAGCAGGAGUUUGAGUUCCAGGGCCUGGAGGACGAGGAUGACGAGGUCAUGGCCACCGCCAGAGAGGAGGAGAGGAACAGCAGCAGCGAAGGGGAGAGACUGGACAAAGAUGUGAAAGAAGCCUUGGCUGAGAUGGAGGUGAAGCCUGUCUCCCCCUCCUCCCCUCCCUCUCUCCCCUUUUCCUCUAUGCCUGCACCACCUGCUCCUCUCUCUGAAUCUGUGACUGCUCCCCCUGCUGGUCUGGAAGAGCCGCUGCAGCCCACCAUCAGCAAGAACACCACUGAAGAGGCAGCUCCACAGCUCAGCCCCCCUGCCAGUCUGGCUCCGCCCCCUUCCUCAGCUGCUAUUCACCCCCCACCACCGGGGGGUGACACCGAGGAUGACGAGGGCAUGAAGCACCUGCAGCAGGAGGCUGAGAAGAUGGUGGCGUCUCUCCAGGACUCGUCGCUGGACGAGGAGUGUUUCACCCAGGCGCUGCAGGAGAGUCGGAACACGGCGUCCGCACUGCCCCUCUCCCACGAGGCCGCCAUGAAGUGGUUUUACAAGGACCCGCAGGGAGAGAUCCAGGGUCCGUUCACGACAGUGGAGAUGUGCGAGUGGUUCCAGGCGGGCUACUUCUCCAUGACGCUGCUGGUGAAGCGAGGCUGUGACGAGGGCUUCCAGCCUCUGGGCGACGUCAUUAAGAUGUGGGGGCGCGUGCCCUUUGCCCCCGGACCCUCGCCGCCCCUUCUGGUCCGACCACAACAACAACAACCCCCCCCAGCACGCCAGCCUGCAGCCAGGGCCAACACCGGGAACAUGGAUCAGGAGCGCCUAAAGAAGCAGCAGGAGCUGGCGGCUGCAGCAGCUCUCUAUCAGCAACUCCAGCAGCAACAGCUAUUCCAGCUCAUCAACAGCAGGUGUGGCGAGCAGGGUAUGAUGCCUUCGAUGAACAGGUCAAUGUCAGUGCCAGAUACAGGGUCCAUGUGGGACAUGCAUACCUCAGCCUCACAGCCGACAGGCGGUGAGGCCAGUCUAUGGGACUUAACAAUGAAUUCUUCAACUCAGGGUCCAACUCUUGAACAGCUUCAAAAGUGUCGUCAGCAGCAGGAACUGAUCAUGAAGCUGCUGGCGCAGAGCCAGAGCCAAGGGGGCCCGGCGUCGGGCUCCGGCUGGUCCGGAGGCUCCACCGCUGGGCUGGGCAAGCCAGGCAAGGCCCUGGGGCUCCUGGAGCUGCAGCAGGAGGCUGAGAGGGUGAAGCAGCAGCAGAGAGCCCAGCAGCAGCGUGAGAGGCAGCAUGCGGGCCUGAUGUCGGGGCAGUGGGGGGAGGGGGCGGGCUCUCUCUGGGCCAGUGGGAGUGGCCUGGAGGGGAAGUCUGGGGCAGGGGGCGGAGUGUCUGGCGCCAUGGGCAUGUGGGACGAGGCGCUGAAGAGCCAGGCUGGCAUGCGGGGUAUGAGCCACAAGAACAGCAGCAGGAGCAGCCCCUCACUCAGCGAGCGUGAGCAGUAUAUGCUUCGUCGUAAGCGCACAGAGGAGGAGGAUAAGCUGCUGAAGCUGUUGCAGGGCAUGAAGCCUCAGGACGGCUUCACCACGUGGUGUGAACAGAUGCUGCACGCGCUCAACACCACUACCAACAACAACGCCUCUUCGCUUGAUGUGGCCACCAUUGUGGCAUACCUGAAGGAGGUGGAAUCUCCAUACGAGGUGCUGGAUUUCAUCCGGUCCUAUCUGGGGGACACCAUGGAAGCCAAAGAGUUUGCCAAGCAGUUCCUGGAGCGCCGUGCCAAACAGAAGGCCAACCACCAGAGGCAGCAGCAGCAACAGCUCUCCAAGGAGGUGGCUGGACUGACCAUGAACAACUUCGCUCUACAGGAUUCCAUGCGUGGCGUGACCCCCAGCGCUCUGCAGUCCAUGUUCCAGGCGGCCCAUGCCGGGAAAGGGGGCAUGGCCUACGAUCAGGCCGCCAAGCUGAAAAAGAAACAGCCCAUGAUGCUGCAUUCUGACCCGAGCAUCCUUGGGUACUCAUUCCAUACUGCAGGGGAGCGCCUGAGCCUAAAUGAGAUGGAGAUGGUGGAGGAUUACUGAUCUACAGCAAUAGCUACCUGAGGCCUUUUUUCUAUGUAACAAAAACAACAACAACAAAAAAAAACAACAACGUGGUGCCCAAGUAAUCAGACACCCCGAUGACCAAUGUGCACUGCUGUGGGUUGGGGGGG
Alosa alosa (allis shad) is the source of this 3902-nucleotide messenger RNA. RefSeq names its product GRB10 interacting GYF protein 1a (gene gigyf1a). Gene Ontology annotation, molecular function: protein binding. The record is from RefSeq and is a predicted model, not a curated record. NCBI's taxonomy places the organism in Eukaryota, Metazoa, Chordata, Actinopteri, Clupeiformes, Clupeidae. Gene Ontology annotation, biological process: insulin-like growth factor receptor signaling pathway.